UCAAGCUACUGCGUGUCCAUCCUGAUGGGAGAAGGACGGCCCACCGCUCAUGAAGAAAUAUGGGCACAGAUUACUCAACUGGCAGCACAGUCCAAGCUGCCAUGGAAUCAGUCGCCAUGAUUGCCACCCCGCCUCGAGAAAACCCUCUGGUUGCCUGGUUGAGAGCCUACGCCCUACAGGAGGUCCUCAUCGGGAACCUGUCAGAUGUCCCUCCAUCACACGAUUGCGUUGCCUGUACAAGACCAAAGGCCUCAGAGGGAGGGUCCCCCUUCCUCUGGGAGUUCCUCCCCCUCACGAACCUGACUCCACAGCAUCCAGCUUCAGCCUGCAACAACACAAACUGGGUUCAUCGGCCUCUGUUCACGUGCAACACCACCAGCGACGACCGAAGACCCAACUCAUUCGCCCCUGUUGCGGUGACAGGACCACUCCCAGCAGCCCCCUGCAUCGUGUUCUUUGGCUUCUCCAAUCCCACUCCGUUGGGGCAGUAUCCCAAUUGCACCCAAUGGUUCAUAGGACCUCGGCCUAACUCAAACCCCAAGAAAGGAAGCUCAAGAUACCGCACUGAGUUCACCAGGACAAGUGUGGCUCUGUGGGAACAACAUUGCCCGGACUGCUCUACCCGCAUUCCCAAAGGGGGUAUGUGCCAUCGGGCAACUCGUCAUAAAGGGAGGAGGGCUCUUUCACCACCGUCGCCCCUUCUUCUCCUCACCACGCAAACGACGAACAGCCACCGCAUGGGAGCAACUCAAGUCAGCCACCGAGAUGGUCAUAGGAGGCAAAUCCGUGGACUGUCGCUUGGUCUGGAGGCCCUCACCAACAUCACAGUAGAAGGACUUCGUCGAACCAGCGACGCCCUCACUAUCCUAGCCAACUACGCCGAGCAGAACCGUCUUCUGAUCCAGACCAUCCUACAGAAGGACUUUUGUGUCGCCUUGGAGGACCUCGAUCCUCGCUUUAAAGGACAAUGUUGCCUGCGCCUUCAGCCUGGGUGGAACAAUGUCUCAGCCGUGGCUGACCAACUAUCCUCCCUCGCCGUCCAGAUUCGUGAAGAGCGUAAGCAGUGGGAUUGGUGGCAAGCUCAGUGGUCCAGCUGGGGGUUGAGGACCUGGGCUCAGUCCAUCAAGCAGUGGCUUAUUACUGUGGCUAUUGUUCUUGUGGCCUUUCUGUUGGGGAUACCAGUGGUCAAGCAGCUAAUUCAUAAGGUUGUGUCAGCCCUGCCUUUGCAGGAUAAAGCUACUAUACCUAUUGGUGACAUAAGGACUCAGUAG
This is a messenger RNA of Gopherus flavomarginatus (Mexican gopher tortoise), 1271 nucleotides long. RefSeq lists its product as uncharacterized. The transcript is spliced from 5 exons. Lineage: Eukaryota; Metazoa; Chordata; Testudines; Testudinidae. The coding region runs from base 60 to 1271 and encodes 403 amino acids. The record is from RefSeq and is a predicted model, not a curated record.